Molecule: messenger RNA, 32910 nt
Organism: Xyrichtys novacula (pearly razorfish)
Lineage: Eukaryota; Metazoa; Chordata; Actinopteri; Labriformes; Labridae
Source: the annotation of a GenBank genome assembly
AGCGGGGAGCGCAGUGCCGUGCCUGAAUGCAGUCUCAUCCUGUUUAGUAUUCACUGUGCGCAGCGCCUAGAGGCCCCGGAGGGCUCACCUGCCCGGAGUCUAGACGCACUCUCACGCGCAUCAGACAGCGGAAUCGAACCAGCUUUACAGUCCGGGAGGGUGUCACUCAGGAGAAGGUCGGUCCCACCACCCAAGGGAGAAGACACUCCGGUGAGUAGAGAGUGGGUCGAGUGGGUGGACUGGUGGGUGGGGCUCAGACAGUCGGGUCGGCUGGGGACGCGCGGACUGUCUACCUGCCUGCAGGGGCGCGUGGGCUCAAUCAAACAGUAAUCCCGUCAUAUCUUGAAAUGUAAUCGGAUUACUUUCGGUCUAAUAACCUGUUUUCAUACGUCAAUCAGUGGAAAAUCUUUCAGCAAAUGAUAAAAUUUCUGGCAUUUAAAAAAAAAAUGAUAAUGAAACAAAAAUAAUCAAAACAGACGAUUAUGAAUAUGAAAGAUCAUUAAUAUGACAUUAAUAUAAAAUCAACAAAAUCACUUAUAUGGUUCUACUAUUUAGGCUAUCUAAUAUAUUUAGAGUAGAUAAAAAUCUGAUUAUUUCCACUUUUGACUCAAAAGUAAACUUUUCUGCAUCACUUAUGUCUAAGUGGGGUCAUUUUCAGAAAUGCUUGAGUUAUAAUAAAAAAAAGAUCUUGGAGCGCAAUUCAUCCUUUGGGAUGCCAUUCAGAGCUCUGUGAGUCACACCGAAGGAUUUAGUGAGGUUCAUUAUGAUAGCCACACAUAUAAACUACCUUAAACUUUGGUUUGGUAAUAAAGUAUGGGUAAUAAUUUACUGAGAUUCUGCCAGUUUUUACUCUUGCAAGUGUAUUUUUGCAGACAUGAUUGCAUGAGUUAAACAAAAUGAAUCUUAUAAUCUUUAAUCUGAUUAGAUUAUGCAGUCAAAUAGAGUUUAUUUGGCAUGCAUGCAUUGGUGUCCAUAGUUACAGUCCAUAAGGUGCAAUGUAAAUUUUAGAACUACACUGAGACAAUGCAUACCUGUCUGUCGUCCUGUCUACCUGUCUGUCUGUCUGUCUGUCUGUCUGUCCGGCCAAUCGGUAGCUCUGCGAUCUGUCUGCAACCCCUGGGAGAGUUACAAAAAAAAUCCCCGCUCUGGCUCCUCUGCGUCCCCCCCCUCCUCGAUAGCUCCGCGCUCAUCUCUUCCCCCCCUUUAAUGUGUGAGUGCGUGCACACGCAAGUAUGUACGUGUAUGCUUGAAUUGUGUGCGUGCCCAGGCUGCUGGCACACACACACACACACACACACACACACACACACACACACACACACACACACACACACACACACACACACACACACACACACACACAGCAUACAUACAUACAUACAGUCAGUCACAAUGAAUGGCUGCCUGUAGCGAGGCGGAGGGAGACACUAGACCGCUUAUUCUGCGCUGGUCCUCCAUUGAAAUCACUUUCCAGCGGAUAACAGCCGAGGGGGUAAGUUGAGCACGGCGGGUAAACGAGGACAACGGUUCGGGCUCGGUCGUUGAGACGGGUCGGUUGGUUGUCCGCGAGCCGAACUGUCCCUGUGUAUUUGUGCGUGUGUGUGUGAGUGUUGCGAGGGGGGCACCUUCUUCCUAAAUUCGGAUAAAAAGGGGUAGUGUGCGGUCUGCGGGGAUUUCUACCUAUUGUUGUUUAUUGUUUUUCUGUAAGAGGCUGGGGAGGUAAAGUUGUGCUAGCGACUAUGGGGGAUGGGCUCAUAGGGACAGACCAAACUUUAACCACUUCACCGGCUUCACUCACUCGUCGCCGCGGGCUGCUGCCCCCCUUCUCCCCCGGUGAGUGAAGUCCUCCGCUUCUUCUUCUUCUUUCUCCCGCAUUCCUGAACUUUUCAACAACAACAAAAAAAACUCACUAAGCUGCUGCGUCCACGAAACUCAAGCACCCGUUGAUUCCCUAUUAUCCUGGUGUCCUGUCGGUAAAUGGGUUAAGAUUUUACAGCCAGCCCCCUACUUUCUUUUCCCCUCCUCUUCUCUAUCUCUUCUCGCCUCGCCAUGCCGGAUCCAUCCGUCUGUCUCGCCCACAGUUGCAGCGCAUUUGUGUCCCGGGAUGACCUGUUGAUGUCGGGUAAAGAUGGAGGGCCAGUAUCGCCCUCCGUUCCACUGUGGUAGAAAAAAGAUUAACACUUUAAAGAUUUAAAGCGGACUUUAGACAAGUGAGAGCCGUCUGUGUGGCUUCCUGGGUUUUUUAUUUUUUUUGUUAGGUGACGAUUUAUUAAAUAAUUAAUUCGCUGUGAUAUAUCAUAAGCGACAUUUUAGAGAGAGAAAGGGGGGAACAACGCGUGUCUGUCCCGUAUCGGUAGCUGCCAUUCGGCCGUUGGAAGAGGAGGGAACUCGGUGUAAACGGACAUCACACCGCGCUGGCACGGAAAGAGAGGAGACGGGGGGGAGAACUGCUGAAUAUUUCAUCCCCUGGACUAUUUUUGUGGCAGUCAAAUUUCGUGUCCCCCUCCACAUCUUUGGACGAUAAAGGAGAGUGCGUGUCGGAGGGGGGAGUCUGGCACACGAAACCAAGAAGGAGGGCGUCUUUUUUGUCCCUUUUUCGUUGCUGCCCGCCCCGCUCCCUUUCCUCACCUCCCUCCCUCCGCUGAGAGCACGCACACACCGGCCCGGGCCAUCCGAGGACUCCCAAAUCCUACCGGGCAUCGAAGCUGGCACACGGCGGGGGCACAGAAAGCUUUGCCCGGUAGACUGCCCCUGCUUGCCCCGCUGCUGGCGGGCUCCUUCUCUUUCGAGGCGUCUUUCAGCGAGACAUCGGCUCUGCUUGACUUUCAUGUGAGAUUAAUUGAUGUAUAAUUCAUAUGUUUCAAUAACAUUUCGCUUUUGAAGUUUCAGCUUCCUGGGGAGGCUACCCUCAUAGCCAAUAUGUCGUGCCCACGAGUGUCGCUAAGUGCAAUUUCUUUUAAAGCCUUUAUAUGCCCUCUAAACUUACAAAGGGCUGGAGUUUAUUACAUGUUAUAAAAUGCAUGUCAGCGCGUAGGUUGAAGUCUUUCACUAUGUAAGUGCUAGCCUUAGCUUUAGCUAGCUACUUGCUAACAGGCCACCUUUAACCUCCCCAAACCAGGAAACUGAAAAAUGAUUAGGAAGUGAUUAAAGUUGAUACCACAAGUUUUGGUUAGCAUUGAUGCAGGAAGCAGCUCUGAUCGAUUCUAGGCUUACAAGCCGACUGCAGUGAUCAAGUUACUGUAGAUAUUUGGGUGCUAACAGGAGCAUGUGGGUUUUCUCUACCUAAAGUAAAUCAGAAUUUGUGGUCCUGGAGAUGGAUUUUAAAAGUUUUACAGCACAUACACACUCACAGACAUUUACAGAGGGAGAGAAAAGAGAGAGGCUCGUGCAGUUUAGCAUGAAGUCAGAGCCCAUAAUGGGGGACAUGGGGCCCUGCAGGGCAAGGGUCAAGUGGUGUGAAUUAACUCCCCUUUUAUGUUUCCUGGAAGUUGUUGUGACCUCUGACCUGCAAAGACUGAAAGGUGGCAGAUAGGAUACCCUUGAAUGACAUCUCAAUACCCCACAGCGUGCCGAACACAAAUGAGGCAUGACCUUUACUCAUGUGAGGGAAGACUUUUUUUUUUUAUUUUUUUUUUUACACUGGAGUAAUAAUCACCUAAGUCUCACAGGAGAGGCAGCGCUUCUGUACUCGGUAACAACACGGCUUUACCUAAGAUAACCAAAACAGUGCUGGUAUUAAGUUCAUCUGCUAGACCUCCUCUGUGAUACAACAAGACUUUUGUGAAACCUUAGAGAGCUCCAAAACUUAGAAUAGGAUAAACAUGAUUUUACCAUCAUCUCAAUAUUUCCUUAACUGAGAAAAACAAUUAUAAAUAUCUGAUUAACACUAACAGUUUUAAUAUCAUAUAAAAGGGAUUUGGCAGGAAAAUCUGAACCAUGGAUAAAUGUGUGACCACAGUGGUUUGUAGCUGCUUAUUCUUCAUUAGUCUUUUACUAUUUGAAUUAUCUGCUGUGUGAAAUUUAAAGUGUUGACUCUACUGUGUGAUUAAAGGGAGAAAUCAGGAGAUAUAACUAAAGUGGGGCUCAGAUUUCCUGCAUGACGAACUUUUAUAAACACAUAUAUAAACUUUGUGCUGUUACUGUAAGGCUUUUUUCCUUAGCUACAAGUUUCCUUCUCUUGCAUAAAUAUCGAAUUGUUAUGAGAACAAUUAGAGAAAAGAACAAGUUUUUAUACUUAAAUCCAAAAAUCUUAACAUAAACUCCCCCUGACCUUGUUGGGUUUGUUAUGUAAGUUACGAUUGUGAACUUGGUUGGUUUAAAUAGGGUCAGCUUUAGACACUGAAAACUCCUCAAACCUGGCUCAUCCUUUAGCUUUAUUAAUUGUACCCUAAGCUCAUACUCUUCAGUUCACAUUUUAUUAAAUUUGAUGGAUUUCUUGUAUUUCAGUCCUAUUUCAUGAGGCCCACUGGCUUUGAAAACAUCUAAAAUUUCUGAUUCUCCUACACUCUGCCACUUCACUUUGUCCACAUGCUAAUGUAAGCCAGCUAUUUUCAUUAUUUAUCCAGCUGAUGCUUUAUUAUGUUACCACCACAAUUAGUGUUUUCCAUCACUUUGAUGGCUGCUUGAUUAAUCCAGAUGAAGACUAUUUGCUUUAGAGUUAUUUACAGCCGUUCAUACAACAAAUGUAUACUGAAAGUUAAAAUCCCACUUCUACAUGGUAGCUCUCAUCAAAUGCCUCUUCUUUGGAGAUGCACAAUAUUAUCAGUAACUGAAGAUAAUUAGUGGUUUUAAUAUGAGAAUUUACACCAGUAUGCACACUUGAUAAUCUGAUGCAUCGACUUUGCACAUGCUUGUGUAUGCUUCAACAAGCUUUAACUUGUGCAAAUUAGGUAUUUGCACUGCUUUUCAAGCACAGCUGAUGGGAGGAGGAGGAGCAAAACAACACUCUUUUUACUGUAACAGUUUAAAUGUACAACUCAAGAGCAGAUAUCCUGAAGCACCAGAAAUAAAUAAAAGUAAACACAAAAAGCAUGAGAGCCAGGGUUCGACUGAUAUUUGCUUUUCAAGGAUGACAACAAUGAUAAAUAGUUCAUUAGACUAACAAUUGAUAUUUGGAGCAUAUAUUCAUUUAUGGGAAAAGUUCCAACUCAGUGCCUUCAGCAAAUGUUUAACUAUGACUGAAAGUUUAAACAUCUUAUUGGGGAACCUUCAGAUUGCUGAAUAUUGGCUAUGAUAAUUGCUCCAUCCCAAGCUGGUGCCAGCAACAACCACCACUACUUAACUCAUCAGGCAAAAGCUGUCAUAACCCAAAGGUUAAAGAGCUUAUCUGAAAAAAAAAAAUCACUGUCUUCAUUGCUCUUCAUAACCAGCCUUGUAGUAUGGUGGGAGACAUAGCAUCUCCAAGCUAUCGAUGGAGUUUAAUUGACAUGAUUACUUGCAUCAGUAUCAUGAAUGAUCUCAGAAACAGCAUAUCAGAUAUCAGUAAAAAUCUCGUAAUAUCUCUACUCAUACUUUGUGGUAACUCACUGGUGUUGAAUCUUAUCACUUACUGGUGUCAUAUUGGCGCUUUACAUUUUCUGUGAUGCUCACUGCCUUUUUCGUCUUUUGUUACUGUGGGAAAUAAUUCCUGGCGUCUUUUCAUCCGCCUGCUUAUUAUUAUUAUGGUUGCACAUAUUUACGCCCGGAAACAUCCACAUGAACACACUUAAGGUUGCAGAGAAGCUCAGCGAGAGUCCAGCCUGUUCAAAUACAAGCUCAAGGCCGCAGGAGGUGCAGACGUGAGACUGUGUUGAUCUUGUUUUUUCAGUAUUCAAGAGGUUUUUUUUUAGGUGGUCCAAAGAUUAAAACAGACAAACUUAACUCUUAAUUCUCCUUCUCUGUCUGCACAUGUACAGUUACUGUAACCUGUUUUUACAAGAUGGAUACAAAUCCACAUUAUAGUUCAGACCAUGGCAAGCUAAUUCAAGUGGGCGUAAUUUAUGUAAACAAACUCUGGUAAAGAUCCAAAAAGGCAUGGGAAAAUAUCACUUGUAGACACUAUAGCCGGAUAAGGAUCAUUUUUAUUUAAUGCAUAUUGAUUUCUUUGCAUCCACAUUGUUAAUGCACUACAAUCCAUGAGGCAAAGCAGCCAGCAGAUCGCAACUUAGUUUUGCCAAAACACUGAUUUUUAACAAUAUAAGUUGGAGCUGAUUCACUCACUAAAGCCCUAUCUGGUCUAGAGAUGAUGAAUGUUAUUCAGAACAAAUUGUACAAAGUGCUCCCCAAUCCAAUAAGCAGCCUGCAAUCUAAUUGUUUUGGCCACCCAAUUAAUUAAGCUUAAUAACAUUGUAGAGGCAGUUUACACAAUUGAUAUGCAUAAUGAUACAAGCUCAGGGCUCAUUUUAAGUGUCUCAGUCCCACUUAGACAUGCUGCUUUCCAGCUUUCUCAUAACCACAACUUUGUACGAGCGGAUCCAUGUUUUCUUCUUAAAAUAUUGUAAAAUAAAAUGGAAACCCCCUCCAUGUAAAGUGCAUCCCUAGGAUUGUGAAUAGACAUGCUCACUCCUGCUCUCAGCCCACUGCCCUACUUGUUCCAGGCUUAUCUAUCAAAAUUAAUUAGUUGCUAUAAACUUAAAAAUUAAUUAUGAUGAAAUGCUGAUGGCCCUUUAAUUCUCAGCGGUGCCCUUAUGUAGGUGUUACUCUGGGGCUCAGGACUGCUUAAGCUGGCUUUUCAUUCCACCUUUAUUUAUCAACGAGGGGAGGUUUGCUGAGCAUGCACACCACAGCCCCCUGCUUCACAUUCACACCUGGAAGCUCCACAGCAUCACCACUAUCUUUAAACGUUUGCUAAGGAGGAAAUAUGCACCUCCAGAAGCUCUUAAAGUGUUUUGUUCUUAAAAGGGAGUAAAUGCCAGGAGUGGGUGUCUUUUGUGGGGAGUUGUACUUGUCCUUGUUAAGCUUUCUCUCUUAAAACCAUGCCUGCUCUGAACCACCCAGAAGGACUUUAAACAGCCACCAGAGCAAAUUGUGUUGUUAUUUAUGAUCUAUAAAAGCUGAUUGUGAGGUUAUAAAGUAUGGAUUUUCAGCUCAAGACAUUCAUUUGUCAUGUCUGGGUGUACAGAUGAUAUUGGCCACCAACGCCAAACUAGGUGAUUGAAUACUGAUAUCUGUGUGGUGUGGUAGCUAUUAGAGGAUGUGAGUGACCGCCUAGAGAUAAUUUUGUGCAGAAAUUCUUUCUAGUUGUAGAGUAAGUUGUGUCCAAUGUUUGUGCUUAUUUGAUGUUGCACAAAAAAUGAGAAUUUAUGAAAUACAGAAGUCAAACUGAAGCAUUAUCCUAAUUUGUAGUGUUCUUCAAUCUUGGAUGUCUUUAAACACACUCAUUUGACCAAAUAAAGAUCAGAUGUAGUUAUUCAACAUCUGGAAGUCAAACCUUUUAUAUUUUUAUUGCCUUUAUUUGGAGAUAAGAGGGAAGUUUGGGUUGGAAACUUCCGGUGGUGCAUGAGGUGUGGCAUGAGGGUAUGGGUUUGGGCCACUCCCUUCUCGGACGAUAGCAUCUGAACACUAUAGACUAUAGACAUGGGGGCAAUUGAACCAUGAAGCAAAUGGGUGCCAAAUCAUCUGGAAGCUUAGUGAAGAAAAUUUGAGUAAUCAUAAGUGGCAGCUCAGCUCGCAGCCCCCAAAGUGGUAUUGGAGAAAAUCUGAUUUUAAACCUUGAACUCAUGGUGAAGUGUUCUGCUGCUUUUGAUUUUGGAGGGGAGGACAAUAUUUGAUGGAUCUGCUUAUCCAGACGGAUGGCAGCAUGAUCUGUCGCUGUUCAAUGCUGGCUGGAUGGCUGGGUAUGACAACACAACAUUUUCAACAUUUUUCUUUGAGUCCUUUGUGUCUCACUGCAACAGACGAAGGAAACACAAAGACUUGUUAGUCCUGUAGAAAUAGUUUUCCAAAUUCUUUAUGUAGUUCUGAUUGUGUGUUAUGCUGAAUGAAACUGUUUAAUCUCAAGGUUGGAAAUUGAACUCUGAAUGCCUGAUUCAGACUUCAGACAAGUUUACUCUAUCUUCUUCUUUCUUGAGAAUAGGGUUAAAUUACCAUGUCAAAGAUAUUACUUGAAAUCUUAUUAGGAAGUGAAAUUAACUUUUAAAUUGGGCAAAAACAUCUUUAGAAGGAGUGCUCUCAAAGUAUUAUCCAUGUCAGCAUUCUUGUUUUAUAACUCUCCAACUUGACAUGACUUUGUCGAAUUGCAAACGUGGAUUAAAUCUCUUCACAAAGGUGCUCUGUCUUAAGUGACCUGUUAUUCUCUCCUGUAAUUAUUGAAUAGGGAAGUUAGUUAGGAUGUACCAGUCAGUAAAGUAAACAUGAAAAAGUAUGCUAAUAAGAUCAAGAGCAUGAGUCUGACCUUAAAUCAUGAGCAUGAGACAUUUGCUUUCUGACUCGCCAUAGAAAAUGGCUUUUUAGGGCAUUUUUCUGGCUUUAAUUAUCCUUAAUUUAAUGAAGAGUUCAUCCUUAGAAAAUCAUGAUUGUCAGUUCAAGUAUAUGCUGAUUAAUCAUAUUUUCAGGUGUUAGUAAACCCCCAGAACAAUAUCUGGAUGAUCAUAUUUAGACUGAUAUAGAAUAAAGUGCCACAAUCAUCCCUUUGCCUUGUUUUUAUACAUCACGGUGCCUGUAUAUCUGGGUGGAUUUCUAGAAAGCUUCUCUCAUUAAUGUUGAACCUCGUUGGUACAGAGCACCAUUUUCUGUUCUGUCUGGAGUAAGAGCUGGGUAGAGGACGGCUGCCUCUGGCGAUGUGGCCCACAGUGAGAAGCUGUUCAAUUCCUCAGAGUGACAUUUACCAAAGCCAAUCAGGAGGGUUUAACUAAAUUAACACCCUGCCUCUCGCAGCUUUUUAGAAAGAGCCCUUGCUGUUUUCAUUGCUCUCCUUACAAGUUGCUACAUAAUUUCCUAAGAGGGCAUACAUUUCUGCCUCAAGCAUUGAUCAUCCGGCUUCGCUCCCUUUGCUUAAGGCUAAACACUCUAAAAUAUAACAGACCAAGACCACUUACCCAGCAUCUGACACAGCACUCUUUUUUUUGGGUCUGACUUAUCUUACAUGAUAUUGUGGACUUGUGGAUGUAAAAGCUUCAAAUUAGUUACUGAGUAUAUUUCAUUUUCAUUUGUAAAAUAAUUCAGAUUAGGCUACAAGUGAAGAGCAUGGUUAUACCUCUGACAAACUACCUGAAGUUAACAAGCUGUCGUUACUGCUGGUAUCUCCCAAAUAUCUGCACAUUUGAAUGCAGUUUGUUCUUAGAAAUGAUGAAUUUGUCUCUUUUUUUUGCUCUGCACAACUCGCAAGACUUUGAGAAUCUCUCUUUAUGAAGGCCAACACUUAAAUAAAAAGUAGUAUAGUCUUUAAAAGUAGAUAAAGAAUUUUACAGUAUGUAAUCAACAAGUCCCCUUUUUGAGGGAGUUGUUGAUUACAUUAUGUUCUUUAUUGAUCAAUGAAAACUUCAUAGAAAUGAUGUUCUUCUACUAGCUAGCAGACUUAUCAAGAAGCUGCAUGUGAUCAUUACAGACCAUCUGUGUCAGUAAAUUAAUAAUAAAAAAAUAGCGCAUAAUGUAUAUUUACAAUAAAAAAUGCUUGCAGUCUGCUCUUCAGAGCAAAAGUCUGUUCUUCAUAGCAAUGGUCUGUUCUUCAUAGCAACGGUCUGCUCUUCAUAGCAACAGUCUGCUCUUCAUAGCAACCGUCUGCUCUUCAUAGCAACUGUCUGCUCUUCAAAGAAAAAGUCUGUUCCUUCUAGCAAAUGUCUGCUUUUCUUAGAAAUGCCGUGUUCUUUACAGCAGCUUUAUAGUACCAGUCUGCUCCUCAUAGCAAGUCUGUUCUUCAUAGCAACGGUCUGUUCUUCAUGGCAAGUCUGUUCUUCAUAGCAACAGUCUGUUCUUCAUAGCAACAGUCUGUUCUUUAUAGUGGCGUUCUGUUCUUUAUAGCACAGGUCCGCUAUCAAGAAAUAGAUGACCAUCUAUUAGCAGUGUUUCCAAGUCAUGACCAAUCAGGAUAAAGGUCACAACCCUGCUGUGAAUAAACUGAAAUCUCCACUGAUUAUUUUUUUUGCAGCUUUAUCUGUGAAGUCAAACACACGACAAAAGUGUUUGAUGCUGCAGUUCAGUUGAACCUCAACAACUCUUGAGUUUCUGUGUCAGUUGAAUCAAAGUUUGGAGAGGAAUGAAGAGAUUUCUGUCAACCUGCCCUCUCUGUAACCUUUAGCUCUUUGGCUCCUGCAUCACAGCAAGUUCUUCACUGUGUUCACAAGAUGAGCUCGAGGUGAUGUAGCAGCCUGCUGGUGAGGUUACUAGGUCUCGCCUGUGAGUCUUCCUCCCAGCAGAGGAACAAAGCUCAUCAUCACUAUCAUAUUGUUUCCUAUUAGUGGUUUGUUUUGGGUUGCAGCCAGGCUAAGAGCUCAGCAACAUCCACUCAGAAUCAGCUUCUGGCCCGAUAAUUUAGCGUGUCCUCUAAGCUUGUACACCAUCAAUCACUCGCAGGUCACGAUCUCGUUUUAAAUGUUUUUUGCUCUGUAGAUCAUUGAGAUACUCGCCUCUUCGUUCCCCUCUGCUGUAUCAUACUGUCUUAUCAGUUCCUCCAUGCAUCCAUCCGUGCAUUUAUAAGCGAAAAAUAAAAUGUCCACUUACAAGAGAUGCUUUCAACCUGCGCGAGAAAUGGUUUUAUUGACGUCAUACUUUUGACAUUUCCCUCCACGUUUGAUCACACACUCCUAUGUGAUGAAGAUGAGUGAAAUAGACGAGUUAUGUAAGCGGCUGUGUUUUGACUGAGAAAGAGAGAUGAGAAAAUAACAAAGUAGGCCAAAAACCACCAAAUAGUUUAUUAACUGUGAAUUAGAUGUAAUGAAACAAGGUUGAAAAAAGAGAAAGACGGCUUAUAUAACUGUCGCUGGUGGCCCAAUAUUCUCUUUCAUAUGGAAGUUAGACUUUUGAACUAUGAAGUUGUUUACCAAAUACUUUUAAUUUAUUAAUCAUCGUAGAUUUUACUUACCCUGUUUCUUCUAUUUGAAGUUCCUGCCUCCUAAUUUUUGUCAUGUUUGCAUGACUUCAUUAUUUCUGUCUCACCACUUUUAUUUUCUGUUUCCUUGCUUCCUCUUUGGCCUCUUUAUCUUGCCCUCCUUUCCUCCUCUCAUAUCUGAUAUCUCUCCAUUCAAGCAUCCCCUUCACCCCUCGUCCACCUUUUCUUAAUGCUCUACCAUCGUACACCUUAGUAAUUCCUCUGCUUGACGUUUCUGUGAUGUCAUUCCCGUUACCCCCUAUCCAACCUCUUCUUCUCUGUUUUUCCUGCAGACCCUGUGGUGCUGGGCAGAGCGUUAUGGCUCAGACGCUGCAGAUGGCGAUCCCUAACUUUGGCAACAACAUCCUGGAGUGUCUGAACGAGCAGCGGUUGCAGGGCCUCUACUGUGAUGUCUCCGUCGUUGUCAAGGGACACGCCUUCAAGGUGCGGAACAUUUGAACUUUUUUCUAUUCAGAUUAUGAAAACAAAGCUUUUGAAAAAGUUUAACUGUCAGAGACAUAACCCCAAAAAUGCACACAAGUAAUUGGUGGACUGAAAAAGCUUUUGCCAGAACAGCUAGCAGUCCUUGUUCAGAGGACCUAAGAUUAUCAGUUCAUUUUUAGUUAUUACAUAGUCCUGAGCAAGACUAUCCAAAGCCUUUAAACAAAGAAGAAGCUCUUGAACUGAAUCCUGAUUUAGAUUUGAAACAGAAGUAGUGACUCCAGAUCUGUAAUAAGGAGACUUGGGGAGUAGUCUUUGUACUUACCAUAACCGGUUUAUAGCAUGUUGACUUUGACAUGAGAAAAGAGUAUGACUGUAGUCUAAACAAAAGGAUACAAAAGCAUGGAGGGAAAACAAAGGGUUUAUUUUGGCAGUGUUCUUUGGGUGAAGGUGGCAGGACUGAAUAACUACUAUGACGUGCCUGUCAAAUUUCACACUAGUCAAAGGUGACCCCAUGGUUGGUGGCAAAAGGUUUUGUAUUAGUGACCAAUGAACCAAGGUUCAAAAGGAGGUUUAAUCUGGGGCCAAAAAUAAUUACAGUUCAUCUCUGUUGUGAUUUUGAGAACUGUGAGAUUACCAAUUUCAGCAAGAGUCUUUUGGUGAGUAGCUCGAUUAGAGAAGUCGCCAAGUUUAAAGGACAAGUAGAGCUGAGUAUCGUGGAGGCAACUGUUACAAAAUACUUAACCAAAUCAACAGAUCAAGUGGCGAAAAAGGAACAUAUAAGAAGAAAACACAACCGGUCCAAGGACUGACCCCUGAGGCACCCCACAAGAGCUCAGAAGGAAACCUUGUCAUCAGCAGAUACUUGAAAUAGCAGGAAAACCAUUUUAAAGAGGUGUGGGUAUAAUGGUCGUGCUUCACACAGCGUUGACACAGUCUGACGAAGCUCUGUCAGCUUCCCGCAGAUUAAUUGGUGCAAAUUUAGUGGUGGUUUGUUGUUUUCUGUGAAAUAAAAAUGUGUUCCAGCAACUGUAUCAGUGAACAGGCUAAAAGAAGACAUACAAACACAAAGACAUUAUUACUUUAACCUUCUUCUUGACAUCACUCUGAACAAACUACAAAAAAAUGCAGCUUCGUUUCAUAAAACAUCACCAGACCCUCUGAUUGCGUCGUUCAUUUUAACUUUGCAGGUUGUGUGAUUUCAAGCAGACAAUUUAAAACACACUGUGUCGCACCUUUCUUGAUUUUUAACACUGACGGGAAGCAUGCCAGGUUUUCGUCUGUUAUUCCAUUUAGAGAAUCAGUCUCAAUAUAUUUCUGUAAACCCCUCAGCUUCUGUCUUACCUUUACCAUUUACCUCUGUUUACCCCUCAGGCCCACCGUGCCGUGCUGGCAGCCAGCAGCUCCUACUUCCGGGACCUGUUUAACGCUGGGGGGAAGAGCUCAGUGGUGGAGCUCCCCCCGGCCGUGCAGCCGCAGAGCUUCCAGCAGAUCCUGGCCUUCUGCUAUACGGGGCGCCUCAGCAUGAACGUGGGAGACCAGUUCCUGCUCAUGUACACUGCUGGCUUCCUGCAGAUUCAGCAGAUCAUGGAGAAAGGCACCGAGUUUUUCCUCAAGGUAAGCACGCUGAUAAGAAAACAAACAAGUUAAAGUUUGUGUCAGAAAAUACUUCAGAUAAUCAGUGAAAAUGCUGCAGGAUGAGGCGGAGAGGUUUAAAAUAACUUUUUUUACCUGCUGUCGCCACAGCACCUGUGUCAGUGUGUGUGUGUGUGACAUUAUGCAGGGGCAUUAUGUUGUCACAGGGGUGUUUGUGUUUGUAGACAUGUUCUCGUGACUCAGAAUAAUUGAGACUACAGGUUCCCUCUAUAGAAGCAGAUGAUGUGAUUAGAUUUGGAUUGCCUUGCUGCAUAAAUCUGCAUAUUAAUGAGCAAAACUGAUUUCCUUCAGAGUUGCCCUCAUCACCCCCCUUCAGACACUCCGUUAAUGUGAUACCAGCUCGGUUUCAUGUAUAGAGCGAUAGGAGAAAUACAGUUUUUUAGUAUUUACUACUGCAGGAUGUGUUACGUUUCUUGCUAGUCUUAAAAUACUGGCCAUCAGACACGGGGGCGUUUUGGCAUUCAGCUGCUCCAACAGCCGAUUUGGCGAGCUACCAAGAAUUAUUGGGAACUUGUAUUAGACGCUGAAAUCUAUCCAGCUUGAAGAAUAAGUGUACUGGAGGAGAAAGACGUGUACUCUGAAUCACUGGGUAAAACCUGAUUUGAGAUUGGUCUGAUUUAGAGCUGUCAUUGUUUCAAUUAUAGCGCGAUUACUGUAAGACAUUAAUGUAUUUCUUAAAAUGUAUAAUCGCAUCUUUUUAACAACAUCACUGCACCUUUAGAUGGUGCAUUUCACUUAGAAAAACAACCAGACUGCUUGGCUAAUAUACCAAUAAUAAAAUGCACUUUCUUUCAAACAGAAUGGAGAUAUCACUAAUGUCUUAUCUAGUUUUAGCAAAGGCAUACAGGAGCAGCUAAUCAGACUGAUGUCAGCUGGCACCUGCAACACAAAAGCCUUAUUUUACAGUGUGCAAAUCACCACCGACAUCUGCUUGUCCUGACCAGUCAUACCACACUUAAAAUUGUUAGUAUGGUUUAAAAGUAUUUCAAAAGGCUAAAUGGUAACAUUGUACAUACACGAUUAAAAAUAUGAUUAAUUACGACCAUUUUAGUUCUGUAACCAUCAGGGUUUAAAAAAUAUAUAUAUUUGGCCCUGAUUUGAGAAGUUCCAUUAUCAGAUUUUCUUCCCAACUUUUUGGAAACUUAUUAAAAAAAACUAAACCAAGUCUGCUUCUUACACCUGUUCUUGGGAGAUGUACAUGUUAUUUCAAUUUUUUUUUCAAUUAAUCAAACAUUUUCAGAGAAUCAUAAGAAGCAUGGCUUAUAAUCGCAGGGUUCUGGAAAACUGAUUUAGUAAUGAAAUAUAUUAUAAUAUGGCAAACAAGGUGAUCAUUAUACAACUUUAAGAUAACCACUGCAUAACAAAGUGAGAUGGAAUGAAUUCACAAAUAUAACGUAUCUCUGAAAGUUUAAAAAAAUGGCUUUUCAUCUACAAUCUGAUCUACACAUGUCAUUAUAAACAGGAUAAAAAACAAACUAGAAAAAAAACGGAAAAUUUUUUGUAGCCUGUUUUUUUUUUUUACUCUAUUCCGUCUCCAAACCCAGUAGAAGGUUUCUUGGAAAUCUGCAGUUUGAAAAUCAUGUCAUUCCUGAACUUUAAUAAGCUCUAAAACUAAGAUAAUUUGUAAUAACUCUCUCUUGCAUUACUUAUUCCUAUUGCUAGUUUGUCUACUGAAUGCACAAAUAUGUUUUAUGUCGGACCUUUUGGAAAAGAAGUCAUGAUUUUUAGAUGCAGCUCAGACGAUAUCUGCCAAACUAAUACUCAAAGUUACAGUCACAAACAGAUAAUGCCCAGCGCUGCCAAUGGUGGAGGUAUGUUAGCGAGUAGAAGUGUUGAUUCUUAUAUCUUUACCUUCAGGUUUCAUCUCCAAGCUGUGACUCCCAGGGUCUCCACACCGAGGAGACCCCGACCUCCGAGCCUCAGAGCCCUGUCACCCAAACAGUAGGAGGGGGGGGAGUAGGCGUCACCGCCACGGCAUCUGGAAGACCCGCCUCCUGUUUGACACCCCUCCCCCUGGUGUCCAAGGUGAAGACAGAACAGGCGGCCUCCACGCCUCAGCAGCAGCAGCAGGUAGGUCCUCUAAUCAUCUGAAAACAGGGAAAACGCUGCAUUGAUGAGUCGUUUAGCAGCAUUUGGACAGUGUUUUUUUUUUUUGUCCCACACUGAGUUAUAUGAAGUGGUCUGAAAUGAUUUGAAUUAGCAUUCAUUAACAUCAUUCAAGUAGGUGUCUCUUUGAGUUUGAAAAGCCUUUGAUAAACUUUCAAGGAAAAUUCACUUAAGCAGCAAUCACCUUUUUUUAACAGCAGCUAGAAAGCUCUCGAAACACUGUAAAUCCAUAUUUUUGAAUAAUCGUAACCUGAAGGUUGUUUCUAAAAUAGGGCAUAGACAGUUUUUAAAACUUUCACAUGAGCAAACUGGAAUUAUUCUGGAGGUCAGGGUUCUUUGUGAAAUUGUGCGCAGUGAAUCACUUGGUUAGGGUGUUAACCGAAGGUGAAAGCUGGUAUGUUUUUUUGUGCGUUUAUCAUAUAACCUCCAUGUAAAUGAGCUGUGGCUGUGGGUGGUUUGAAGGAGCUGUAGCUGUUUCACUUCAAUUUUAAAGAUAAAAACACUUCCAAAGCUUUGCAGUCUUUUUUUUUUUUUGUCAGUCCUGCUUCAUCUCAUCCUUGACGUUUAGAUCUUUGUCCUCUGUAUAAAUGUGUUUUAGUUUAGGACGUCGCCAAAAGAGACAAAAUAAACAACCUCUCCCAAGUUUACUGUCAAAUUAAAUAUGUUAAACUAAAGCCCCAUACCUUUAUACUGGUAUAUUUAAGCAGUCUGUACACCAUACAUACCUGUAAGUUUGUUGUUUUGGCACCCAAAAGGUUCCUAAUUGACCUUCAGGUUCAAACCUCUUCACUCUCAAACUGAAGAUUAACGUCAUAGAGUCUUCAUAGAAACAGAAGUGUUAAGUCAUGCUGUAAAAUCAAGAUGAAGGAAGAUGUGGAGAAAAUCUGAGGAAAGCAUCUGUUUGCAGCUCAAAAAUAGUCGUCAUGUGAUAUCAGGUGAUGAUCUGCAUAUCAGUGUGUUUCUGCGGAGGGGGAGGGGUGUGAUCAGCAUCACAGUUUGUUUUAGUCAUCGGAUCCAAAGAGUCGUCCGUUUUUUUGUUUUCAACCACUUCGAUUUCACUUUUCAGUUUAACCUUGCCUGUAAAAUAGACCCGGCCAAGGUAGCAGCCAAAUAGAAGAACUAAUGAGAACAUCAUAGCAGGUUCAAAGAAAGGUACUUAAAUACACAGAGGAUUUUGAAGAAAACUGCCUAUAAGCAUCUGUCCCCAGAGAAAGGCAGAUUUACGCACAUUUAAACCUCCUUAAAAAGCCUUCAUUUUGAGAAAAACAGGGUAAGUGGAGAAAAAAAAACACCCCUCUGCUUUUUAAACUCACAUAGAUACACACACCUGCCGCUCCCCGCUCUCCUCUGUCCACCUGUGGCUGCCUGAUAGUUUGUACUGCUGUUAAACAACAUGUACAAGCAGCUGGUGUCAAUGUGAAACUAACUUUAUAUAAUACAAUACAAUUUUACUUGUGGAGCACAUUUAAAAACAACCAAGUUGACCAAAGUGCUUUACAUAGACAUUACAAAACAAACUAAAUCAACACUCAGUGAAAUACAAGAGCAGACCAGAUAAAAGGAAUUAAAAACUAAUUAAUAAACGGACAAUUUGUGAUUAGGUUGUGUUAAAAGCCAAAGAAAAAAAGUGCGUUUUGUGACAGGAUUUAAAUAGCUAGAGUUGGGGCUUGUUUCACAUGAGGGGAGAGGGAGUUCCAUAGUCUGGGGCCAGCGACAGAAAACGCACGGUCCUCUCUGCCCUUGAGUCGUGUUUGAGGGAUUUCAAGGAGCAAUUUGUCUGUGGAACUGAGGGACCGAGAGGGGACAUAUGGCUUUAGAAGUGCAGUGAAAUAAAAAGGGGUAAGCCCAUUAAGCGCUUUAAAAACAAACAUUAAGAUCUUAAAAUCAACUCUAAAAUGUACCGGGAGCCAGUGUAGCGCUGCCAAGACUGGAGCUAUACGGUCACGUUUGGGUGUGCCGGUCAAAAGUCGGGCGGCGGCAUUCUGGACCAGCUGUAGAUGCCACAACUUUGGGGGCCACAACUUACUUGUGCUCCCAAACUUUGUUUCAAAUUGAUCCCAGCUGGUAAUGAUAGAAUAAAAGUCAGUCUCUGAUUGAUAAUAUGUACAUGUAGUGAAAUAAUUGUUGUUUAUAUAAACAGAGAACAAAAUAGGUCCCAUAACAGAACCCUGGGGGACGCCUUUCAUGAUGUAUAUUAACAUGGCAGUAGUUGGUAAUGCCUGUUGUUUAAACUUGGUUUAUUUAGGCAUUAGAUAUAAAGUCGUGUUAAGAUUUUUCUGACAGAAUCCUUUAAAUGUAAACCAAGACCACCUCAUAGAGUACUUUUUUUGGCUGUUACAAAACCUCUCUCUUUGACGACAGUGACAUUUAUGUUUUUGUUAAUAAUUUUGUAGUGCUAAAGGUAACUAACAGGUUUCUCCUCCUCCUCUUCAGCAGGAGGGAUCUCCAUACUCGGUGGUCUGCACCCCAGUGGCCAAGCGGCUUUGGGAGGGGAGCAACCGCGACGGGGGAGGGGGGUCCGGAGGUGGCGGAGGAGGCGGGAUGAGGAAGACCGCACGCUAUUCUUCCUCCUCUUCUUCCUCUUCCUCCUCCAACAACACUAACCAGGACGCCUCUGCUCGUGGACCUGCAGCCAACGCUGCCAUGAUGAGCGGCGGCGCCGGAGUCGUUGGCGCCAAUCCAACUGGAGGGGCCACAAUCAACAGUAACCAUAACCACAAUAACAACAACAACAGCAGCGGGACCCCUGAGGGCACCAGCCCGGGCACACUGAGCAUGUACACAAGCGACUCGCCCAUCAGUUACCACGAGGAUGAGGAGGAGGACGACAUAGCGGAGGACAGCGCAGAGGAGCAGUACAGACAGAUCUGCAACAUGUACACCAUGUACAGCAUGCUGAACGCAGGAGCCACAGGUAGGAUCUGAGCGCACACGAACACCUCAGAGUCCAGAUCCACUUAACUGUGUGCUCAUGUGAAUCUCAAGUUUUUUGUCUCUGAUCUGAGACUCUGACAGCGUGUUUAGAAGAACUGCCUUCUAAAGUUUGUUUAUCUGGAAACUUCUCAGGAUGCAGAGGAAAAUAAAUGUUCUCAACACAGAAACCAUGAAACAGUUAAAGAUCCUCCCUCAGCUUAUGAAUUGUUUAUAGUUUAUUUAAUCUAGGGGAUGAUUUGAGAGUUUGAAUCAAAAAUUCAAAAUGCAAAAUGGACUCAGAAGUUACAGAAAAGCUAAAAAUCUGCUGAAAAGCAUCAUAUGAAAUCGAGGUAUUAGAUAUUCUCACAGUUUCUGCUGAUUAAAACUUUUCUUUACACAAACACACGUCACUUAUUACUUUCAAGUUAACAUGAUUAGUUCAGAGAUGUUCCUCCAGGAGUUUAUUUUAAGCAAAAUGCAGCCUUCUUUCUUUUGUUUUGAUCCAUACUGAUUAAGUGUGUUGCUUGCAUCUAGUUUUUAAAGAACAUCGUUUUUGGUAAAGCAAUUUCAAGAUUUGGUUUGUGUUUUUGCACUAUUUUCAACCAAAUAGAAGGUUUCAUGAUUUGCAAACCCUCAAAAUGAUAUUUGUAGAAUAGAAACCUGGUCUUAACUUGAAAUUAUGUCUCUGGUCAUGACAGAUAUGAAACCUUACCCAGUCUUGAAUCUGAGUGAAACUGACAAUAACCCAUUGUCCUUCCUCCUCAGUGGUCGGUGAGCGGGUUGAGGCUCUUCCAGAUUUGGCCCCAGACUCAGGUGGCGGACGCGGAGGACGAGGGGCUCGGUCCCGGCAGGACUUGGCUUCCCUGCCAGCUGAGCUCAUCAGUCAGAUCGGCAACCGCUGCCACCCAAAGCUGUACGAGGAAGGCGACCCGGCCGAGAAGCUGGAGCUGGUGAGCGGCACCUCCGUGUUCAUCUCCCGCGCUCAGCUCAUGAACUGCCACGUCAGCGCUGGCACCCGCCACAAAGUGCUGCUCCGACGCCUGCUGGCUGCUUUCUUUGACAGGUCAGAGGUCAACUGAGAGAAAACAAAUCCCUGCCAAUACAUGUUUGUGUUACCAAACCAGCUGAUUAAGGUUUGGAUGCCUGUCUGUUCAUUGUCCAUAUGUGUGUGUUUUUUUCCUCGCUCAGGAGCACUCUGGCAAACAGCUGUGGAACCGGCAUCCGCUCUUCAACUAACGAUCCCAGUCGCAAACCCCUGGACAACAGAGUGCUGCAUGCUGUCAAAUGUGAGUCUUACAGAAUCAGUUUUAAGCAUAUGUUAGAUUUGGUUGUGUUUGGAGAGCUCCGUGCCCUCCCACUUUAUUCCAUGGCAGGGAGAGCAGCAGCAAAGAUGUCAGGGUACAGCACAGAGCAGGCAUCAGCUACAAACAUAUGACACUGAGGCAAAAUUAAACUUUGAUUCAAGGUCGGGGGGGGAAAGUUCAUGUUCAAACAUUACUGAGGCUAACUCAUCUUGAUACAGUAUACAGGGUUUGACAAUUUGUUUAUUUGUAUAUUAAUUUUAGGUCUUUUGGUCAUACGACAUGGAAGCUAUUGAAGAAAAUGUUCAAAAUUUGCCUUUAAAUUUAACACAAAAAUUAGGAAAAAUUAGGGGAAAAAAAGGUGUGUCUAUUGUCCUACCAUUACACUAUUUUUUUAAAUCAACUGAGGUUAAUUGGUCACAUGACAUGGAAACUAUUGAAGGGAAACAGCCUUUUUUUGAGAAAAUCAACUGGUAAUUUAUUGAUGGUCCCUUAUUUAACACCUGAUGUUGACAGCGAGGAUGAACAAGUAGAUUUAACUGCGCUGCUGUUGCUAUUCCCAGUUAUGGAGAGUGAGAAGACACUGGUAGAUCCACAGUGAAUGUCCGUCGGAUACCAACCUAAAACUAGUCGCAAAUGUGAGUGAAACGGUCGCACUGUUGAGCCCUGGUAUACCAGCAUAUCAGGCUAUUGUGUGAUCCAGCAGAGGGCACUCUCACAGUAACCUCACCAUUGAAAGCCCUCUUGACCUUGAUAAACUAAUACAGUAAUGUUGCUCCACAAAAAUUGAGGACAUGGUUAAGCAAAGCUGAACUGAGCGGACAGUCACCACAGGAAAAAGCUGACGGUCUGAUAUGUACGGCUCUGGUAAAAUCAGUGAAAAGCACAGAGAAAGCGGGAGCUGAGGCGAAGGCUGGUUGCAAAAUGAUUCGCAGAGUAAGCAGGAUGGAGUAGCUUCAAUAAAAAGCUCAUUUUGACGUUUGCUUACUGGAUGCCCUCGCUUUAUAUUCUGCUUCUCCUUCCCAGUUUACUGCCAGAACUUUGCACCGAGCUUCAAGGAGAGCGAGAUGAACGCCAUCGCGGCCGACAUGUGCACCAACGCCCGCCGUGUCGUCCGCAAGAGCUGGAUCCCCAAGCUCAAACUGCUGAUGGCCGACAGCGAUGCUUACUCCGCCUUCUUGGCCGACAGCGUCAAGAUGGAGGCGGACGGGCUGGGGGCGGAGCAAGGCUUCGACCCCGCCUCCCUGGAAGCUGUGGCAGCAGCGGCAGCUGCAGCCACCAACAAUAACGAAGCUGGGGGCGGAGCUGCGCAGGCAGACACCCUCCAAGGGGCGGGAGGAGACGGCAGCACUUUGUUUUGAGUGAGUGAGCGGACAGAUAGAUGAAUGGACAGAUGGACAGAGUGAUAGAGGGAGGGGUGGCGUUUCUCCAGAGGGUGAUGAGUAGAGAGCGGUAGUCGUGACGACAGUUGUCGCUCGUCCCUUUGACGCCACAGUGUGUUUGGGGAUCUGUUUCCUCUACACCUCUUUUUUUUGUCAGUCUGUUCUGCUUUCCUUCCCUCUUUUCUGUCUCUCUUUCUCUCUCCCCCGGCGGUCCAGAAUGCCUCACUUCUGGUCGCUCCUCCUUCCUUUUUCUGCUGGAGAGAGAAAGAAAGACAAAGUGAAAGGUAGCAGAGGAAGGAGGUUGUCAUCCAGCCCCCCCUCCACCUCCUCAUUCCUCUGCAGCCUCUCUAAACCUGAUUGUUUCAGCCUUUCUUUUCUCUGUUUUGAAAGUGUGUGUUAUCACCGAGGCCCUAUUUCUUACCAUAAUCAAUCACACACAUUCCCUGGGGAGGGGUGGGGAGGGGGAUCCUGUUUGGAGGAAGUGACGUUCUCUUCACCAAACUCCGGUAACACUGUUGUUUUUGAUAUUGAAUGUAUGCGUGGCCGAGCAUCUGCACCGCAGCGUCAGUGAGCGAGCUUGUACAGAAGCCCCGUUUUUUUUAUUUGUUUGUUUUCUUCGCUGUAUUUUUCGGUGUUUGAGCGCUGAGGGGUUGAGAUGAAUAUUAAUAUGUAUAUUGGCAUGGUUUAUGAUUUCCCCGGCCUCUGCUCUUUAACCCCGUGCUUGGCAUGCUUAGAGUGGACCUACCAGCUCUUAGAGAAACGCUGGUGAGUUCUAAACUGACAGAGUAUCAGCAGACAGGAAAAAAAAAAAAACUUUCCCUAUCCUGUUUUUAACCCUCUAGUUGGACUUUUUUUGUGUUGAAACUCUUAAUUUCUACUUGUGUGUGAUUUUGCCAAGGCUCCUAAGGGAGAGGAAACAUGUCGCUGAUGAUUGUCAAAGAGUUUGCGUGUGAUAAAUGCACUGUUUUUUCCUGCGGUAUGAGUACAAUCGAACUAUGUUUUUAUCAGAAAGAGAAAAGGGCGGUUUUUUUAUUUUAGAAAAAAUGCACAAAAAGAGAAAAAAUAGAAGCUGGAUUCCAAUUUAUAUCCCUGUCUGUCACGUGCGUUUUUUAAUAAUCCGAAGGAAAGUCAAAAAAGAUAAUCCAAAAGCGAGUUUCUGCCUUUGACUUUGAGACGGAGUGGCGUGUGUUAAUGUGCUUGUGUGUGUGUUUGUGUGUAUGUGUGUUAGGAUGCAGCAGUCACGUUCUUUUGUUUCUCGGCUCAUGUUUAAAUUGUGUCCCCUAAGACUCCUCACAGCCACGCCAGAAAGCAGCGCAAGUUUCCUCGGGCUCUGCUGCUUGGCUGCGUGCUCGCCUGGCAUGGACAAAGGUGCUAAUUCAGGCAUUGCUACAUCGCAAAAAAAGGAGUACAGCGCUGUGUGUAUAUGUGUAGGUGUGUGUUUGAAUGGUGUGUGUGUGCUGCAGCAGAGAGACAGAGCAGGAAGGCCAGACCAUGUGUGUGUGCGUGUGUGCUUGUGUGUGUGUGUGUGUUUUCACAUGCACACACACGCUCAGUGGAUUCAUUCACCCAUCACUGCGGUGAGCACACAGACACGCUAAUACGCAUUUGGGCGCUGUCAGCCGCAUCAGCUACAGUACACCAGAGCAACGUGGGAAUUAAAGGGGAAUCGCACCAAGGCAGAGCAGAGAGGCUGCAGUUUGUCACAUGUAAACACUCACCUUUAAUGCAGUUUGUGUUCUGCGUGGCUAAAGUGGUGGAAAAACUCCCGACCGCACUGGCAGGAAGUUUUCUUUGUGGCGUCGACAGCGAAGUUCCCGGCUUUAUGUGAGGUAAUAAUAUAAAGAAAGCUGCUAGAUAAUGGAAACCGCAGAAGAAUGUUGGCAUAGAAACAACCCUGAAAGUCAAAUCGCUGUCAUACUCCUCUUUGAUACUUAACUCGUGUGGCUGAAUAUCAGCUUUGCAGAAAAAAAAAAUAACAAUACAGAGCUGGAUCUUUCCUCUUAGGAAAAUCUGACCUCUAGACUUUACAGUACAUCAGAGCACGCUGAUCGGCUGAACCACAGAGAGGGCGACUUUCUUUUGUUCGGAUUCAGCUUGAAUAUUAGGGCUGCGGGCGAACUUUUUCAUCUAGUGACACCGACUUUUCGGUCUGCAAUAGAUUUGUGCCUCUUCCUUCCUCUAAUGGAGACUCAAAUCCCCGUAACAGAAGAUUAAAAUUUCAGUCAGACUGCAAGCUUUUUAUCUUCAAUCAAUCCCAGACAGUCAAUAUUGAGUCCAUCUUUCUCAUGAAAUCAAAGUAGGGCAGGUAAAUCAAAGUAAGACAACAACCGUGCAGCUGUUGCACUGAAAACAUACAUGCAUCCUCUCAGUUUAUAUAUCAGGGCUGCAACAUAAAAUAGAAUAGACAUUAUAUUUUGAAAUAUAUGAUCAAAUAUUUCCUGAUUGAAUCGAACAGAUUUAUGUCCAAUAAUUUGUUCUUAGUGAUCCAACUUGACCGAAAAGGACCACAAGCAGCACAAGCUGAUCUACUGACUUUUCCUCUGGAGCCCUAAGAGUCCGGUCUUCUCUCUGACAACAAUUGAAGCUCAUGGAUUUAUGAAAAGACACAGCACACCCACCUCCCUAGUUCAAAUGUUUUGCUGCUCCAAAGACAGACCUUGAGCUUCGUCAUUGAGGCCAAAAAAAUCAAAUUCAAAAGCAGACAAAGAACGUUUGGUUUCAUUUGUUGGUUUUAAUGACUCAGCAGAACCCUGUAAUCACUGGAGGUUAAAUUUAGUGGUUUUUUGUCCUGUAGGGGGCAGCACUUUGCCUCAAGAGUCAAUGGUUCCUCUUUGGUUAAAUAGGUAUUGCAUUAAGUGUUUGAUUUUGAGGGUAAGUCUGAGCAGUCAGCGCACAUUAAAGUCAGGGGAUUUGAUUCCAGCAGUAUUAAUAGAGAGUUGAGUUUAUGGCAGAGCUGCUGGAUCGGGUUGCCUUCAAUCCCUAGAGUUAUGGCCAUCUCCUGAGCUAGGAAAAAAGCCCUGAGAAUUCGGGAUCAGCUCUUUGCUGUGCUGUCGGAUCAAACUUUCUGACACGCCAGAAAUUCAUCCAACCAGUCAGUGGAAGUUAGUCAGGCUGGGAUUGACUUUGGUGUCUCCUAUGGCUGAAAUCUGACCCAACUUUAAAAUCAGUAUCUCAAAAAUCACAUCACAAAGUAACGCUCAGCUUACUCCAUUGGUUGCAUUUCACAUCAUUUAUGAACAAUCUUGUGAGCCAGAUUGCAGAAGUUUUCAGGCUGUUAUUGGCCGUCAAAAGAAAGUUGAUCUCUUUGGUGCUUAGGUUUGAUCUCUGUAUUUGUCUGUUUUCCCCAGUUUGAACUCAGUAUCAGUGUCAGAAUGUCUGGUAUUGGUCUGGCUCUGUUUUAUUGGCACUCUGUCGUGGGUGUUAGAUUUUCAUAUCUGUCCAGACUUGUGAAAUUGGAUGCGGUUUUCCCACCGUGAGUGUUUUUUUCUAAAUGUGAUAAUCUCCUGGACUAACACGUUUAAACCCAAACAAGAGAAGACUUGAUGUAUUUCAGAUUUGCUUCAUUGUAAAAAAAUAUAUAUACCUAAUUUUAUUUUUUGUUCGUUUUUCACGUUUGGCCUGUUUUUGUUGUUCCCAUCCAAGCGAGGGGAAACCUGAAGCACCUUAUUGCCGCCGUGGCAUCAGAAAUUGGCAGUAGCUGCUGUAAUGAAGUGUGUGUCACUGUUUGUAUCUUGUUAACGUUUUGACUCACUCUCACACACGCCCACACACACACACACACACACAGACACCCUCAAGGUGAAGGGCGUGUUGUCAAUUGAAACCUCGCUGCACAUGAUUUAAUCGCUGAAUCGAACCCGGAGAAGAACCAAAAGAGCCGUCUGAGGCUGAACCCGUUUUUGUAAAACAGUGUUAUUAAGAAAAAAAUGUCUGAUUUUUACAGCCUGGCUUUUGAGGAAAGAUGUUUACGUUUUUAUAGAUUUACUUGUAUAUCACGUUUUUUAUUCGUAGGCUAUGAGUCAAAGAACCCGUUGGUCCCGAGACGAGCACCUAAAGGUCCUAAAGUCAGGAGGAGGAUAGACGGUAAUUCACGGGUGUUUGUUUGGACUCACACUCUUUUACCUCACCCUCUUUUCUGGAGCACAUGGUACGAUCCACCGAGACUUAACCGAGUUCAAUAAGUGAGGACAGAGACAAGAGGAGGAAAGAUAAAGAAAUAGGAAAGUGAAAGGGGAGGGUGGGGGGUGGGUGGGGGGCAGUUUGCACAUUUCUGCUUUUGUUUCAGAUUCUUUUUUAAUUCCGAUGCUUUGUUUAAAAAAAAAAACCAACGCCUUAAACGAGACAAAAAAAUCUAGUUAAGAUAGAGAGGGAAGGAGAGGACGGUGUGAACCUCCCAGGAGAGGAGGGAUGAAUGAGGGAGGGGAGGGAGAGGAGUGAGGAGGGGGGGGGGGGGGAGCUGGGACGCUUGGAUGAUUUGGUGUGAAUGCAUGCAUGUAUUGGUGUGUACGCAAGUGUGUGUUUUGUGUGUGCUUUUUUGUUGCAGGGUGGGUUUUUGAGAGCUGUUUGGAGAGGCUUUGUGUGUGUGUGUGUGUGUGUGUGUGUGUGUGUGGGCGAACAUAAUGUGUGGGUGUGCUUUGAAUGUUUGUGAGUGAGUGUAUGUGUGUGUGCAUAUUAAUGUAUGUAUGCAGCCGCUUCCUUCCCUCCAUCUCCAUUUAUGGCAUGUUAAUGUCUGCCUCCUCACUCGAAAGAGCUUCAGACAGUGGUACAGUGUGUGUGUGUGUGUGUGUGUAGUGCGCAUGCCUAUGCCAGGCUGGGUCUGCUGCUGCUGCGUCUCGAUCUAUGUGCUGCAUGCGUGUGUGUCUGGCUUUACGUGAGGACUGCGCAUGUCUGUCACUGUGUGUGUGGGUGGUUUGGGUGCUCAGCUCUGCAAGGUCUGUGUAUGUAUGUGUGUGUGUGUGUGCGUAACAGUGUGUGUGUGAGUGGGUGGUGUGUGCACAGAGGUUGAGAUGAGUGGCUGUUUGUUUUUGUCUGCCUCCUCUGCCUCACACACACAUCUGCAGAGUCACAUAUCUAUACUCACAGCAGAGUCUGUACAUCUGCGCCGUAUCUGAGCUGCAGACGUAUGGCCGCCAUGUUGCACAUCAUGGCUCAGCUGUUUUCUGGACGUGUGAUUGCGUGUUUCAAAAUCAUUCAAAUGCAAAAUGAAGUCUCCUUCUUUUCAAGACUUCUUUCCUGGACGCCCUUUAACGUCCCAUCACUCCACUUCUGUACGGGACGGCAGCAAAACUGCAGCCAGGACACGAGAAUUUCCCCCCUUUUCUCUUCGCCGUCUUCGCCUCUCCUCACCGUCUUUCUCUGUUUCUCUAAUUCCUUUGUUUACAUUUCUCUCCGCCUUCUCUCUUUUUUUAUGUAUACAUUACUAUCCCUCUCCCCUGCCUCACCCCUGUCUCUCUCUCUCUUUUCUCGCACACACACACACACAGGAAAGAGCUAAAUAGCGUCGGUCCCUCGUCGCUUCAUUACGUAAACCAUCAAUUUUUUUUUUUCAUCCACCGCUGCUUCAUUUGUGUCGACUCCAUUUUCUUCAUGGGAUGCAAAUAAAUCCCUGCCAAACUCUCACCCAUACAUCUGUGUGUGUGUGUGUGCGUGUGUGUGUGUGUUUACUGUCUGAAACAACAGAUGGGGCUGCAAAAUAUGUGGCUGCUGGAGUCUGUGUGUGUGCGUGUGUUCGUCAUUUGAAUGCAAGUAUGCAAAUACAAGGGUGUAGGUACGUCUGACCAGGCGCACCAGAGCUUUUUGUGUAUUUGUGCGAGUGUGUGCUCCCACCCCCCCCACUCUCAUGGGACAGUGUGUUGUGAUUGAGUGUGUACUGCACCUUAAAUAAUCAGACUAUCGAUAAGAAAAAAAGGUCUACAUGUCCCUGUAUACCCCUGAUCCCUGCGGCAGACCAAUCAGAUCAUCCACAGCCAAUCAGGGCGCGAUAAAUGGCCAGACUGUUUGAACCAAGUGGCCAAGUGGGGUUAAAGAAAUAAUUACAAUCAUCCCAGUCUUGAGCAGUGAGGAAGGAGGGAGGAGGAGGGAGGAAGAGGAGGGAGGGGUGUCGUUCUUCCUGAGGAGGAGAUGUUUGUUAAGAAUCUCCCAGGACAGAUGAGGCAUUGCGGCAGUCUGCCGUCACACGAGCGAAGCCACAAUCCAGACAAAGAGACGAGAGUGAGAGGGAAGAGAAAGGGAAGAGAAGGGAGGGUAACACCAGAGAGAGGAGGAGGCGGAGGAGGAGGUGAUGGUCUCUCUCUCUCUCUCUCUCUCUGCCCUCAUGGCACACAGAUAAAUACCUGGCUGCUUGUUUGUUUUCGCAGCGUGGCGUUUUUGCGGAGGGGUUGGGUCGAGGGAUGAAUGACUGAACGAUGAUGUUUUUUGUCCCCCUAGAAGAAAAGCGCUCUCUUACUGGACACUGACAGAGAUCCAGAGACAGAGAUGAAGCUUCCAAAAGUUGAGGCAGAAUAGAGGAAAAAAAAAAUUGCACUAACUAUUUGUACAAGAGCGUGAAAAUGUCUUUUGUGACUGGAAACACAUUUGUGCUUAAGAUCGUAACAGCCAGGCAUUUAAAAAAAGGACAUAAGAGGAGGAGAAGUUUUCCUUUUGAAGCAGCAAGAUUGCGUGUCGACGAUGUAAAAAGGUGUUUGAGUAAAGUUGAACUCUUUAGUACAAACUGUCAGAAAAGAGGAGGGUUGCUGCGUCGUCGUCUUUUUAGUGAAGUUCAGAGUAUUACGCCGACGCAGCAGGUCCUGGUAGGUAAAUAAACUUCAUCUAGACUUGGAAAUUCUCGCUGAGGAAAACAAAUCUAAUCCACCAAUCUCAGAAUUUUGUUCUGGUCGAUACCCAAACCGACCCACGGUAUAUUUGCACACAUGGAAAAAACACUUGAAAUUUGACUUUUCGUUCGUUUUCAGUCUCAAAAACAUCCUCCUCUUUGUUUGCCUUUUUCUUGUGCCUGUCCUGUGAACUCUUGCGCACAUGUAGCUGAAUGUUUUACCCCCACUGUCCUGUCCGAGCACUGAGUGAAUGAAAAUGUGAAGACCGGUUUGGAAAUCUUCAUCUUCAUCAGAAUUAGAAAUACCAGCAAAGUCAAACGAGUGAUCAAUUCGACGAUUCAGAACAGAAACACCGGCCAGUUUUCUUGGUCUUUUAUAAUAAAGUUGAAUUAUCAUUCGGCUUGUAGACUGUUGGAUGGAAUGAUAGAUGGAGUUAGAAGACAGAGAAGAGAGAGAUACUCUACUAGAGACUGAGUGAAAAAGCUGCAGACGGACUUUCUUGUAAUGUGGGGAUUAAAAAUGUAUUUUUCUUUAAUCUGGCGGCACCUUAGCUCCAUUCUGCAGGGGGAGGACCCACUGUAGAAGAAGUAGUAUCCAACCUGAACGCUAAGUUUGAAACAGUUGUAUAACCCUGAAAAGUAACUUGUCACUUUGGAGGAUUUUGAAAAGCGGAGUCGAGUUAAGGAGCUUUUUAUCCAAGUUUUACGUCGGUGCUUGGCCCGGUUUCUCCUGGCCUCAUGUUGUCUUCUGGAUGCACAGGGCUUUGAACUGGUUUAUAGGAUGAACGUUUUAGAAAAAAAUUGGCAUGUUUUUAAAGCACAGAGAACAGGAACUUUUUUCUUUUUUUUUGCUGAAUAUAUGUGUCUGUGCCUGUUUUUAUCUCCUCUUUGAUUCAAAUGAAACGUUAUCGGUCAGUAGUUGAUGCUACUGAGAGGGAAAAGGAGAGAAUUGAAGAGGUUUUUGAACACUCCACUGCCCUGCAAAGAGCAAAAAUAACAGAAAAAUCAAACAGUCUAAUGAAAGAGAAAACCUCCUUGUGAACUUUGACCUUUGUAGGGCAGCUAUUGUCUGAGCACACAUCUACAGCUAAGUGUUGAGCGGGGAUAGAUAGAGCGGAUGAUAGGAGUUUCGAAGAAGAGCUUUGUACACAUUUCUUUUCGUUUUGCAUUCAUUUUUCUGUUGCUGUUAUAUUUUCGUUUUCUACGUUUGAGCUAGAGUACUGUAGUCCUCCAGAGUUAUUUUUUAAGACAGAUGCUACUAACAUUUUGGACAUUAAUACCUGUACGUAGAGUUUGCCAAGUUGUGUAAAGAGAAAACGCGAAAAAAGAGAAAGCGGAGACAUGUUUAGCUGUAAAAUAGUUUAGAGAAAGAGAACCACAUAUUUUUGCAUUGUUGUAUGACUGAGGUGCUGCGGGAGGGGAGGGGGAGGGUUUUUAACGCUGGAUCAGAUGUUUGCUGUUUACUGCAGCUGUGGUCGAGGCGGGAUCUGCAGACGGAUGGAUGGACAGUGGGGACAGAUUCAAGGAUGCUGCGCUCACAUCAUUUUAAGACGACAAGUCUGAAUGUCUGCUCUCAAAAAAAUUCUCGUCCUGGAAAAACUCGUCUUGUGACAAUAAAAACGCAUCUCCUCGCCAAGUUUCCAUUCACUUCCAUUCAAAAAGAAAAAAAUCGACCAAAAGUACGUUUACUUGACCUGGUUCUUGUACCAGCUUUUUACAAAGAAUAAGCUACUGCUGCUUGAAUGUUUUGUUUUUUCUAUAAACGCGCCCUGGUGGAUGAAAACAGCUACUGCAGCUAAAGAGAAGAGGGGGGGCUCAUCAGCUGUAGUACCUGCCUGCUCCAUCAGAGGGCGACCUCCCAAGAAGCAGUGAUCCUUCACAAGCUACGAUUGUAACUAAAGAGUCUCGAUCACUGUAUUUAUCUGAGCACCUUAUCAGCGGAGCGCUGGAGGCUUCUGCUGCUCAUUCUUACAAAAUCAGACACAAGACGCAAACCUGCAGAGACGUCCGCCAAACGUGGACCAAGAUGCCAAAAAAAAAAACCAAGUUGUUGGCAGAUUGAAAAAUGCCGACAUGACUUCCAAAAAGCAAACGGAGCACUGCUGUCGCUUUCUGUCCUCCAACUGAUCCAUCCACAAACCAUUUCGUCUGUUUUUUCCCACUUCUGAUCGCCGCCUCAGCUGCUGACCCACAGAGAGAAACAAAAGUGACAGAGAGAGAGUGAAAUAAUCUUAAAAAAAAAGCACCUUUGGGCGAGCGCUCGACUGUCCAGUAGAGCCAAAGCCCUCUGCACCUUUCUGAGCACGCUCACUGUGUCACUUCUGUCUGUGGUUUGGCUGCUGGUGUAAACAGAGGGACUUUUUAUUUUCCUUUUUUUUUUUUAAUGGGGAGGCGGGGAUCGAGAUGUAAUGUGAGGGUUCUUUUUGUAAGUUCCUUAUUUUUGUUGUUUUUAUCUUUUUGUACAAUUAUUCCCUUUUUUAUUUUGUAUGUUUUCUCCUCUCUCUUUAUGAUGUUUGGUUGUUUACUGUUAAGACCAUGACGAUGAUGAUGAUGAUAAUGAUGAUGAUGAUGAUGUGCCCAUUGACCUGUCUCCCCCCAGGUGGAAAGGGGGAGCAAAGACUGUGUAAACUCUCCUCUGAAUUGGGGGGUGGGGGGGUGGAGAUGAUCCAGAAAGGGUUCCUGAAGUGGUUUGAGGAGUUUUUGAUCAAUUUUUUGUUGAAAACAAAGAAUGAAAAAUCUCUGUGAUGGGUCAGAUAACUCUGCAAGCAUGGACAGACUAAGGGUUACAGUCUGACGGUGCCAAAACCGGCUCAGAUUUUUGUGGAAACAUCUACAAGGAUGCUGAUUCUAAAGUCCAAAUCCAUGAAGAGAACAAACACGGCGACUCUGACCAGUGUGGCUUCUGUCAAAAUGCUUGUUGGGUUUGACCUUCAUGGUCGUUUUUAUGUCUUGAAACAAUCUGCUUGGUGAUCAUGUGACCCUUUUUUAAUUUCUCCAAAGAAGUCAAGUUGUUUCAGGAAAAAUCCACCCUCGACGAUCAAACUGUUGUUCAAAAUCACUUUUUUCGAUUGAGGCCAAAUCUGGUCUCUCUCUUUGCAGCACAAGCUUGACUGACCUUUGAGUCAUAUCCAAUCAUGUUUUGAGUCGCAGACUUUUAGAUUUUCAUGGCAGAUCAGGGGGAAUUACUGCAACUUUUUCACAAAGUGUAAACUGAGCUCCUGUGUUGUGGUGUUUCUGACCACAAAAUAAGUGAAAGUCCAACAUUCAAGCUCCUUUUUGCCCUGUUUUGGUCGCCACCAUUUCCCAUUUCAGACAUGCACACAGUUCCUGAAAAUUUCCCAGAAUUACCAAAGAUCAUACUGUCAAAAAAAAGUGGGAAUGUGUUUGAUCCUCUAUUAGACAAUCUGUCCUAAGAUUUGAGAGGAGCUCACCUCCAUUGAUUGUUGUCCUUUAUCAAAUUUGCAGGUUAGAGCGCCUGAAAAUUUCUGGACAUUUUCAGGAGUGCACGUCUGCCAGUGGCUUUGGUCUGCCUGCAAACAACAGAAAGCACACAGACUUUUAACUGAGCUGCUUCUCUAAAACAGAGUCAGAACCAGGGCUGUAGGGGGGGAAUACAAGGGGUUCGACGCACUCUCUUUAUGAACUAACUUGUUAGUAUGACCUUCUCAGUUUUUACAGCCCUGCAGCAGUGAAUUUUGAGUUAGGGAUAGUGGUUGAACAGUAUAGCUGCAGGGCUAUAAAACCAAAACACCUCACUCAAAGAAACUAAAAUGCUUCGGCAGCGGCGAGGCUUGUCACAGGGAGUCUGAAGCGAUGGAUUGAGAGCAACAAGAGAGGAGUCAGAGGGUGGAUUUUUCCUGUGUAGGAACCCUGCUGAGACCCUGAAGGAAUGUAACAAGUUGUGUCAUUAAGUGUGCAAAAACUGGCUUCACUUGAGAUCAGAGGAGUGAGGGAAGUGAAUCUUUUGAAUCAAGAAAGAUCAUGUUUUAUCUCUCCCUCUCCAUCCCUCCCUUACUCCUCCUCCUCUUCUCCCUCAGUGCUGCGGCUCGACCUCAUCAACCUCAAUCGCCCCCUGACCCUUUUCCCCCCAUUCCUUCUCCCCCUCCGGUCUCCUCUUUCUCCUGCUGCCUGCAGGUUUGUAGUCUCCUAUCCAGAAACAUUUACGCCGCUUUUUCCUCAAAAUCCCCACACACCAGAGACAACUCAUACACUCACAAAUAUACUGUAAAUGUACAAAUGAAUACAAAACGGGCAAACCUCUGAGAUACAGACACCGGCACGCACACACGCCUGCACACUCGGGAUGUGUGUCAGGACGUGUGUGCGCGUGUCUCCGUGUCGCUGAUGCAGUUUAAAAAAAAAAAAAAAAAAAAGUACCAGUUUACCUCGGGAGCUCUCAGCCAUAGCAGACCUUAAUCCCCUCAGAUAUGUCAGCGCUGCGAGCAGCUUCUGAACUGCUGUGGCUGCCGUUACAAAGCAGGUACAUUUUUGUUUUUCAGGAACAAACCGGGGGCCUCAGCAGAGCGCCCUCGGACCAUUUUGAAUGCAUUCAACGCAGGGUUUUUACAGGAAACGGAACUCCAUGUCAACACAGUCUUACCUCAGAAUCACGCUACAGAACAGGAAGGGGGCGGGGCUUACACAUACAAUCAUAGCAAAGGUGAAUGACUAUUUUUUAUUCCCUCUCUUCCUUGUCUCUGGUGUUGUCGGGUGAAAGUAACUGCAGAACUCUUUCUUUUACUCUUUUUUUUUCCAGUAUAAAUAUAUAAAUAUAUAAACUGUACAUUAUGACAUAGAAGCACUAUCGAAGUUUGAUUGUUAGAUGUGCACUCGCAGCAUGAGGUAUUAUUCUUUAUUAUUCUUCAUAACCCAGAAAAAAAGUGAAAUAAGAAAAGCUUUUUGGAAGUAAACAAAAAAACGAGAACAAAAACAAACAAUGCAGUAGCAUCUACUGAUGUCAAAGAAGAUACCCGACCUCACCCCUGCCUCACACCAAACACACACACACACACACGCCCCCCAGACCCCUGUACCAAACCCUGACGUGUUACAACGCCCCACCCUGCCCCGCCCAUCCAAGCGAUCGCCCUGACUCCGCCCCCUGUCCUGCCCUGUGUACAUGCCAGUGUUUCCCCCAUGUGUUCCAAGUGCCAAUAACUUUGUGAAUUCCUAACUGUGACCCAGUAAUAAAGAUAAUUGCACAUUAACUACUGUAAAGAGCAAAAGAAACCAGACUGAUUCAAAAUGAGGAAAAAUCUGAAUAUCUUAAUAAAAAAGUUUUUAACAAACAGGACUGAG